Patiria miniata (bat star) is the source of this 2577-nucleotide messenger RNA. Its product is annotated as cyclic AMP-dependent transcription factor ATF-6 beta-like. Gene Ontology annotation, biological process: endoplasmic reticulum unfolded protein response; regulation of transcription by RNA polymerase II. The record is from RefSeq and is a predicted model, not a curated record. Gene Ontology annotation, cellular component: nucleus. The transcript has 14 exons. The coding region runs from base 118 to 2037 and encodes 639 amino acids. Gene Ontology annotation, molecular function: RNA polymerase II cis-regulatory region sequence-specific DNA binding; DNA-binding transcription factor activity, RNA polymerase II-specific. NCBI's taxonomy places the organism in Eukaryota, Metazoa, Echinodermata, Asteroidea, Valvatida, Asterinidae.
CACGGUGCACAGACUAAUUUCAAUAUAGUAAAUCCACGCAAACAGUGUACGUUCCUCGGAGAAGUGGGUGUAACUGCGAUUUUUCCACUUCAUUUUUCACAGUUUUCUGGUCGGAAAAUGGCUAUGGAUUUCAUCAGUACACCUGACACCAGGUUUUUGGCGGACAAUCUCCUGUCAUCGGAAGAUUGGGCGGAUGACUUCUCACAUUUCCAUGACAACGGGCUGGGUAAUGGCUUUUCGGAUGCUGAUGACCUCAUGCGGGAUUUCACAUCAUUCGAGACAAACCCGAUUAGCAACGAUAAUACUGGCCAUGGCAUGCUGGACGAGUCUUGUUUGUCCGAUUUUACCUGGAUGAAGGAAGACGAACAUAACCCAUGCACCAUUGAAGGUAUUAUCAUCAAGUCGGAGCCUUUGUCUCCACCCCCGUCAUCUUCUUCGUCCGACGCCUCUGGGGAUUCCUUUCCUCCAGUCACGAAUUUUCACAACCCCCUCCUCCAAGUCAAACUGGAGUCCCCGCCCCUGACCCCACCCAGAGAUAACGCCGACAUCCAGCAUUUCCCACUGAGCAAUGGGAGCGUCAAGGCGGUACCCCGCAUCGCACCCAAGGUUGCCCCCAAGGUUGCAUCCCAGCAGCAGCAGGGAUCCACAACCAAGCCACUAGCUGUCGGUCAGCCCAUCGUGCUUACCCAGGCGGAUGUAGCCCGGUUGACCGCCCAGGGCGUGAUCAAGUGUCAGCCGCCUCCGGCCAAACAGGCCAAAGUGGCCCACAACCACACAGUGGCCAGCAUUCCUGUCGCGGCCAAACCGGACGACCACCAGCAAGUACCGCCCAACAUUGACGUCCGAGCAUGGAAGAGGCAGCAACGAAUGAUCAAGAACAGAGAAUCAGCUUGUUUAUCUCGAAAGAAGAAAAAAGAGUACUUACAAGGUCUUGAAGGUAAGAUGGAAUCUAUUGAUCAAGAGAACACCAGACUCCAUGAGGAGAAUUGCUUACUCAGGAAGAGGGUAGAGGAAUUAACCAUUGAGAACAAUCGACUGAGGAAGUUGCAAUCAUUACUGCCAUCAUCAAACAAGACCGCCACUUGUCUUUUAGCCGUCUUGCUGCUACUGGGCUUCAAUCUUGCCCCAUUCAGCAUUUUUAGCUCAGAAGGAGGUGAUUAUGCAACCACUCACCACGGGGGAAGAGCACUGUUAGGCUACACGGAAAACCCCCAGACACUCAGCCAAUUGCAAGAUAGCGACCUGCAGCAGCACACUGACUAUGGCCGGAUUGAAGCCGCCAUGCACAACGCGACCGACGGGAACGGCGCCCCCAGGAAUCCGCUGAGCCGCAAGGAGCUGAUGGUCAUCCGAGACAUGGCCGACUACAUGCUGUCUAAGGAGGAGCAGCCGUCUUGCCCCCAGCUCAACAUGACCGAAUCGCACAGACUUGCCGACGUUCUGAUGGGCUGGGCGCAAAAACACCAGGACGAGCAGAGGAAACACAACCAAGAACAGAAGAUCAAAGAAAAGAAGAGGAAAACGCCUAAGAAGAAACCGGCAAAGCGUAACCCCUUCCGUAGGAGGGAUCCCCAGCCGAUAUUUGUCGACCCGGACGAGACAGGUCUGCAAGUCUACGACAGUCUCUUCCAGCGCACUUACGACAAUCUCUUGGAUUCGCUGGAGAGGCGGGACGACACCUUCUAUGUCGUGUCCUUCAGGAGGGAUCACACAUUGCUGCCGGCCACAGCUCAUAACAACACCAAGAGGCCCAGAAUGUCCCUGGUCAUGCCUUCAGUUGGAGUCAACGAAUCCUCGCUGAAUAAGCCCAGGGACCACAUCUCCAUGAUGCAGAUCGACUGUGAGGUCAUGAACACCAAAAUGGUCUACCUGAAGGAGAGCCACAUCCCCAGCACUAGGAACACGACCGUGACCAACCACACGGGGACAAAACCAUCGACACACGGUGACACACACAGGGUGACAGUACCCACGUCAGAGGGGACGAAAAAGUUUUACCACCCGAAAAACAUUCCUGUACAAGUGCCUGUGUCCUGAUCUUGGUCACACCAAAAAAGAAAAAAGAUUGUGGUGCAAUAUUCGGAGAUCAAAUUAGGUUUUUCCCUUCACCGACGUUUUCAAACACUGUAUACUCAGUGUGUUACCUCCCGAGUGAAAGGUGGAAAAAUCACUCGGGUGGGACUCGAACCCACGACCUCCUGCUUUCUAGUGCAGAUGUCUUACCACUCGACCACCGAGCUAACGGGAUCGGUUGGCCGGUUUCUUUUCUUAAUAAUAUCCGGAGAGGAAAAAAAGUGAAAACAACGGGUGAUGUUAUAAAAAAGAGGCAAACAGACCAGCCCAUGUUGGUAGUGACAAACACCUUGAUAAAUAAUGCGGUACUGCAGAAACCAGUUGUAACUUCAUUUAAUAUGUGGAAUAGGUAAUUUAUUAUCUCUGAACCGUUGUGGAAUUCCAGUUUGUAAAUAUAGACAAUUCUUUGGAAAAGAUGACAUCUAUUCAUUCAGAAAGAUGUAGAAGUACUGGAAAUUAGCUCUUACAGUUUUCACCUGAUCUACAGGGUGAGUAAAAAAAAAA